Molecule: messenger RNA, 1524 nt
Organism: Bolinopsis microptera
Lineage: Eukaryota; Metazoa; Ctenophora; Tentaculata; Lobata; Bolinopsidae
Exons: 8
Coding region: 31-912 (293 amino acids)
Source: RefSeq, a predicted model, not a curated record
AGGAAGCACAAAUGACAUAAUACAAACAGGAUGGGGUGUGGCGACUCUAAAACUGCAACAGUUCAUGUCUUAUCUGAAGACACAAAAUUGGGAUCCGAGGGUUCUAGUGAAGAGUUUGGAGGGUCAGAUGAGGAGAUGUUUAUACAGAGGAGAACCUGGGGCUCACCAGCCCCUCCCCUGCCGGACAUUGCCGGAUCAAGAGGUAAUGUCCCCCCUCUAGCUGACAUUCCUAACGAUUCUCUUCCAGCUGAUGUUUUCCCAACUGAUUUACCACGUUAUAAACCGCUCCCAGACAAACGAAGCCGCCGAUCUGAAAGCAUGGAAAUUAUUCACAAAAACAAGGGUGGGGCAGCGUUUGUGAUCCAAGAAGAAGCAGCCAGAAUAAACAAUCCUCCCAGACGAUUACAGAAACUGAGUGGAGCCAAGACGAUGACUUUGGAGGAUUUGACUAGGAAACAGCGGGAACAUGAAAGAAACAGGGAAAAGAGACUUCAAGAAAAGAAAGAGAACUUGUCCCGGCAGCACAGUAAAAAGAAGAACAAGGCUAGCCUCGAGUUUGAAAAUGCUCAGCAAGUUUUUGUGAAGAGCGAAACAAGAUUAAAUAGAGUUUCGAAAAACCGAGAAGGUUUUGUUCAUGAAAGAGUAAUGAGAGUAAGGGAACACAACAAGAAAGUUGUGGACAGAAAAAGGCUUCUUCAGUCACUCAGUGUGCGAGACGAGGAGUUGAAUAUGAGUGGUAAAAUAGAACACGAUAUGGAAUACAAUAAAAGUGAAAGUGAGUCCUGGGCUGAUAAUGACAGUAUUAAGAACAUCUACGAUCAGAUGGAUUACAUUACUCCAGCAUCCGGUGCAUCAGCCGUCAAUCACAACAAUAACAUGAACAACGCUAGUGACGAUGAGUUCUUCUCAUAAACCCUGAAAUGUAUUGACAUUACAAUUCUCGUUAUUAUCUACGAAAGCCUGAACAGGGCCCUGCAUGCAGCUUUAAGCUAAGUCAUAAGUUUCCCUUUUUUUGUAUUUCUCCAGAUUUCUAAAAAUAAUUUAAAUUUAAAUUCGUAUUUUUUUUGUAAAAAUUUGCUAAGCUAAUUGUACAGAUUAUAUGCCAACAAUGCAAUGUUAAUUGAUUAGAACUAUAUAGAGUAUAGAGUUGUUAAAUUCAGAUAAAGACUCAGAAUUAUGACCGGGAAUGAAUGAUGAAGGGCUAUUGCAUAUUGUAAACUUUUUGUAAUUAAUGAGGUUAUUAAUAUUUACGUUAAAUAAGUGUUACUGUUCAGUGCGGUUCGUAGUUUCAACAGAUAAAAACGUAUCUUUGGUUAAAAAGUUUCAUGGUUGCGACAUGUUCAUAUUACAUAGUGUUUGGUUUCACUUAAUCUGUAAUGUUGGGAAUAUUCUAUCAAGUUAUGAUCAAUUGCCCAACAAUAAAAAUGACUAUUGAUUAAAAGUCUUGGAUAAUUAAUUAACUUAUUAUACUGACUAGUGAUUAGUUAUGCUAAUAUGUAUAUACUAUUGAUUUUCUAAUAUCAA